AUGAUCACAGAGCAGCUGCCAAAACAGGAAAAUUGGCUGUGGAGCUGGUUUUCUUUCCCCCUUCUCUCUGGUCUUACCUGGCUGGCAGACAGGAACAAGCCCCUGCAGGAACCCGUCUGCAGUCAGCUGGAGAGGAACAGAUCCUCCGGCAAGAUGUGCCCAGAGUGCGAGAUUCUGUUCUGCAAAAAGUGCGAGACGUUACAUUACAGCCGGGCUUUCAUUGAACAUGGACUGCUGGGCCACAGCACAGAAAACCUGCCGGAGGCUUUGAGCCCAGCACUGAGUACAGACUCUAUAGACCUGGCUGUCGCUCCGGAGGAGUCAGAAGAGGAAAUAAAGAGGCAGUGAGAGGGGUAAUGGAUUAAUAUCUUGGUAGCCCGCAAGCGAUGCUGGCCAACUUGUCUGCUGGUCCUAGAGGUGAGUACAGGAGGAUUGAAGUCUGUGCAAGCUCACUCUGGCUGCUGACUAAUUGUUCUCUCUGUGUGCAUGUAUGUAAGUAAGUGUGUGUGUGGUCUACCUCAUAUGGUGGUUGUUUUAACACAGCUGUGUUUUUAAAAGGUGGGGGGGGAGAGACCUUGGAUGCUUUGGAUUAAAUCCUUCAACAUCACUGCUUCUUAGU
Molecule: messenger RNA, 619 nt
Organism: Podarcis muralis (Common wall lizard)
Lineage: Eukaryota; Metazoa; Chordata; Lepidosauria; Squamata; Lacertidae
Source: RefSeq, a predicted model, not a curated record